Messenger RNA from Penicillium coprophilum, 1035 nucleotides. RefSeq lists its product as uncharacterized. The transcript has 3 exons. The record is from RefSeq and is a predicted model, not a curated record. Gene Ontology annotation, molecular function: copper ion binding; RNA polymerase II cis-regulatory region sequence-specific DNA binding; DNA-binding transcription factor activity, RNA polymerase II-specific. NCBI's taxonomy places the organism in Eukaryota, Fungi, Ascomycota, Eurotiomycetes, Eurotiales, Aspergillaceae. The coding region runs from base 1 to 1035 and encodes 344 amino acids. Gene Ontology annotation, biological process: intracellular copper ion homeostasis; intracellular iron ion homeostasis; positive regulation of transcription by RNA polymerase II. Gene Ontology annotation, cellular component: nucleus.
AUGCUUAUCGACGGUCAUAAGUGGGCGUGUGAAGCUUGUAUACGGGGCCACCGUGUGACCAGCUGCAAACAUCAUGAUCGUCCGUUGAUUCGCAUCAAGCGUAAAGGUCGUCCUUUCGCAACAUGUACAAUAUGCAAUGCAACACCCUGUACAUCUCCAAUCGAGCAUGCACGCGCAAAGCGUGACGCAGAGCUCAAAUGUCCUUCAAAAGUAACGCAAACACAAAACACAACAGACGCCAUAUCUUCGGCAUAUGGAAGAAGAGAAAAUUGCAAGCGCCAUGGUGCUGAUUGCUCCUCGAGCCACGGAAGACUCUAUCCGCGGCAGAAUCCCAACGGUUUCCUUCCGAUUGCGCCGCGUCCACGUCCAAGCCCAAGUCCAUCGGGAUCGAUUUCCGGUCCGGCGGGUGAGAAGCAUGCAACGGUUGCAACCAAGUCAAAGUCUAGGUCCGGGUCAAAGUCGGCCUGCUCGACCUCGUCGGCUUCGUCGCCCGGGAAGACCCCCAUCUACCAUGAUGCCAUGGGGGCAGGAGAGUGGUCUGGUUCCGAGGGCUCAUCUAGGAUUGAGUCUACUAGGCAAACCAUGUCUUUCUCGGGGUCAGUGAUGCCGAGUUUUGAUUCAAAUCAGACACUCAGCCCAGGGCAGGCUGGCGCCGCUUCACGAUCUGCACCGGGCUCACUGUAUGAGUAUCCCAUUGAGUACCCCGCGACCUCGGGGACCGAGGCCGCGGCCGCCUUGUUUGAUCCUGCCUAUUCCCUCCAAGCUUCUACAAUCGCUGCUUCGGGUUCUCAGCUCGCGCAAACGAUGCCCAUGGUUAGUCCGCUCGAAGGGGUGAACCCCUUUGACUUUUCGCUGGACCCUGCGCUGGAAAUGGGUGAUAGCAUGCGAUAUAUGAACGAGGGUGAGAUGAAUAUGGAUUUGGAGAUGCCCGUCAUGGAGGAAGUGUUCCAGGUGGAGGAUUGGUCUAGGUAUAUGUGGUCAGCUGAGACAGGCUUUGAGCAUUUAGACACCGGAUUUCCCCCUGCGUCACAAUAA